CCAGCAGCAGCAGCAGCAGAAGAAGAAGAGAUAAAAUAGAAGAAUAGGAGCCAGAGUAAGAAGCAGCUUCAGCAUCGUCUCCCGGGGAAUCAAAGAGUGUUUCCCGCUGAACAUGGAGCCGCUGAACAUGGAGCCGGUGAACCCGGAGCUGGAGGACCAGGAGCCGGCGACGGAGACGCAGAUCGACGGCAGCCUGCUGGAGGGAGGCGGACAGAUCCUCCGGUUGUCGGCGGCGCUCAGCUGCAUCACCGGCUCGGCCAUCAAGAUCAGCAACGUCCGAGCCGGCAGGAGCUCCCCGGGGCUCAGGCCCCAGCACCUCAGCGGCCUGCAGCUGGUCUCGGAUCUGUGUGGGGGGGUUCUGCAGGGAGCCACCAUCAGCUCCACUGACGUCACUCUGACUCCAGGUCAGAUCCGGGCUGGGAACCACACGGCCGACACGCAGACAGCGGGGAGUGUGGGUCUGCUGUUGCAGGUUGCGUUGCCUUGUGCUCUGUACGCUGACGCCUCCUCACAGCUGAUUCUGAAAGGAGGAACAAACGCUGAGAUGGCUCCUCAGAUUGACUACACACUCAAAGUAUUUAAACCCAUCGUUGAAAAGUUCGGUGUCAACUUUGACUGUGACGUCAGAAUGAGAGGGUACUAUCCUAAAGGGGGGGGUGAGGUGAUGGUGGAGGUAAAUCCAAUCAAAGAGCUGCAGCCCGUCACCAUGAUGGAGAGAGGAAACAUCACCAAGAUCCACGGCCGAGCCUUCGUUGCUGGAGUCCUGCCCUACAGGCUGGCUAAAGACAUGGCGGCGGCGGCGGUAAGAACCAUCAGGAAGGAGAUCAAAGAGCUGUACAUUAAUAUUCAGUCGCUGCAGGAGAAGGAAAACGCCACCGGGAACGGAAACGGCAUCAUAAUCUUUGCUGAGUCGUCAACAGGCUGCAUGUUCGCAGGUUCCGCUCUGGGGAAGAAAGGUGUAUAUGCUGAUGAAAUUGGUUUUGAAGCAGCUGAGAUGUUGUUGAGAAACAUCCGACAUAAUGGCUGCGUGGACGAGUUCCUGCAGGACCAGCUCAUCAUCUUCAUGGCGUUGGCGAAGGGAACGUCUCGGAUCAGAACGGGUGCGGUGACGCUGCACACGCAGACGGCCAUUCACGUCGCAGAGCAGCUCACUUCGGCAAAGUUCACGAUAUCAAAGAGUGAAGACGAGCUGAGCAGCGGAACCUACGUCAUCGAGUGUGAAGGAUCCGGAGCCCAGAACCGCAGCAUGUAGCCUGGAGCCCCGCCCACCAGCAGCCGGAGCACGCCAGCCUGUGAUGUCAUAAUCCGCUCAGCUGCCCGGGGGUUUCAUUAAAUACUGUAAAAAACAAAUAAAAGUAUUUUCAACAUUCA
Messenger RNA from Limanda limanda (common dab), 1371 nucleotides. RefSeq names its product RNA 3'-terminal phosphate cyclase (gene rtca). The coding region runs from base 113 to 1252 and encodes 379 amino acids. Gene Ontology annotation, biological process: RNA processing. NCBI's taxonomy places the organism in Eukaryota, Metazoa, Chordata, Actinopteri, Pleuronectiformes, Pleuronectidae. Gene Ontology annotation, molecular function: RNA-3'-phosphate cyclase activity. The record is from RefSeq and is a predicted model, not a curated record. The transcript has 11 exons. Gene Ontology annotation, cellular component: nucleus.